AUGGCUGCCAGCCUCGUGUUCCGCUCGAAAAAGGACGACAGUGGUAGCUCUGACCAGACAAUCAAUAUACAGUUAUAUCCUGGCAAAGAGUUCACCGUGAAGCGCACACCUGAUGACCAGUCAUCCUCCCAUAACCUCGCCACUUUCGUGAACGGGCGCAACAGCUUAAACAUUGACUCAGGACUGGUCUCAAAGAACCACUUCCGCAUUUACGGCAUUCAAUAUGAAGAUGCCGACGGGAUAGAGUCGAUGUUUUAUUGCGAAGAUUCAAGGUCUGCAAAUGGGACUUACGUGAACAGAAUGCUCAUUGGGAGAAACGACAAGUCGAGCUGGCCCUUCCUCCUCAGCGAUGGCGAUAAAAUCAAACUGAAGCCUGACUUCAGUUUCAAAUUCAAACAUCCUAUCGAGAGGCAGAGAGAAGAAAUGGAUGCAAUUCAGUUGGAAGAGACGGCGUCGUUCGCGAAGCGGUAUUCCAUCACCGAUCGACUUCUUGGAAGUGGUAUUUGUGGCAAGGUAUACCUGGCAACGGAAGUAGCAACGAAAAGACAGCUUGCAUGCAAAGUAGUCAACCUCCGGGUGGCUGUAGUUGUCUCAGAAGAUGACCAGGCACGAGAGCGGACAAUGAGACUAGAAAGUCAAAGGCUCAUACGUGAGAUAGAGAUUCUCACCAGGGUGAACCACCCGAACAUUGUGGCCAUGAAAAAAGCUUUUCGCUCUGACAAUAGUUUGUAUCUAUUCAUGGAACUUGCUCCGGGUGGAGAUCUAUGCUCCUUCGUAUCGGCAAACGGCGGACAUCUGACGGACCUAGAUACCCGGGUCAUUUUAAGGCAACUUACCAUUGCUGUACAGUAUCUCCAUUCGGUUGGGAUUGUACAUCGUGACAUCAAACCCGAGAAUAUCCUGAUGAUGAACACGGCAGUUGGGUAUCGUGUUGUCUUAACCGACUUUGGCUGUGCAGCAAACUUGCAUGCGAUGAGCAGAAUGGAAUCUUUGGUCGGAACCUUUGAUUAUGUUGCACCGGAAGUCCAUCGUACCGAGAGGUUAAAUGGAACAUCAUAUACCAAAGCUGUAGACAUGUGGUCUCUCGGUAUCGUGGCAUUCUGCUUGUUGACUGGGGAAUCGCUCGCUUCAUACCUCGAGAUGAAACAUAUCAGCCAGGAGGAUAUUACGGCGAGGCUUGACCAAAUUCGGCCGGAUCUUGAAGGCGUUACCGAUCAAGCCAAGGACUUCUUGACAAAGCUCCUGGUGCUUGACCCCGCCCAUCGAAUGACUGCCGAUGAAGCGAUUGCGCAUAUCUGGUUCACCACCCCUUCAGAGCUUAACCGUGAGCUUGAACGUCUCUACAAGCGAUCUAUUGAAGGGUGGGUACCUCGGGGGGAUAUCUACCGUGCGGUCGAAUGCAUCCCUCGCAAUGGAUUAUUGAGAGACAUGAUAAGGACCCCCUCAAGUCAGUUCCAGGCGAACUCCGAUGAGCCGCAUCAAGCAUCCCAAAAAGAAAUGCGCCGCUCUAGGAAACCGAGUGACUACACUGCAUCAGUCUAUUUUAGCCUCGAUAAGCACACCCGUAAGCAUUCGCAUAGGCAUCAUCGUGGCAGAGAGGCAACACAGAGAAGUAAACAGCAGAUCAUCAAUGCCCUCAAUGAAUCUGGGGAACUGUUCGUGAAGGAUGGAGAUGUCUCGUCAUAUACAUCUCCAAGUCGCAAGCGUGCUCGCAGGUUACUCAAGAGGGUCCGAGACGUGCCGCCUACAGACCUUCUUGGGAAAGUGCCAGCAGCUGGCGCCAAUUCACAGCGGUCUCAGUCUAAGAAAUCCAGAAAGCUCAGCCAGUCCUCAAGCAAUGCAGUCACUCGACCUGAUUAUGUGGAUUCAAGUCAGACACAGCUUGAACAGCCCAGCCUCCUUACUGAAGAGGCAUUGAGCAUACUCCCUGGCUACGAAAGCAGGGCAACAAGAAGUCGCAGAUGGUCCACGGAGGCGACGCACAAUGGGUAUGUACCGGACAGCUUUUAUGACAGUCUUGCAGAUGAGAUGAAGGAAUAUUUCAAAGGCUCCCCUUAUAUGGAGGAAUAUUUGAAAAGCCGACAUCUGAUGCAACGUCAAGAGAAGUAGAUCAUUUCGGCUGGGACGAACUCGAUAACUUGGCUGAAUGGUCUAUAUUUGCUAUUUUUGUUGUCGAUUAGCUGGGCGGCUAUACAAAGGGGGCAAAUGUGGAAUGGGAAGAUACCUAUUGCCGGGCUGUUGGUUGCAGAAUGUGAUGUUUUGUAGUGGAUAUGGAUACAAUUGGCUGAGCUGGCUGUAUAUAUUUCCAAUGCUAGAGCUUUGGAACGGAAAUAAUAUAUAAGAUUUUGG
Messenger RNA from Pseudogymnoascus destructans, 2349 nucleotides. RefSeq names its product Meiosis-specific serine/threonine-protein kinase mek1 (gene MEK1). The record is from RefSeq and is a predicted model, not a curated record. The coding region runs from base 1 to 2109 and encodes 702 amino acids. NCBI's taxonomy places the organism in Eukaryota, Fungi, Ascomycota, Leotiomycetes, Thelebolales, Thelebolaceae. The transcript has 6 exons. Gene Ontology annotation, biological process: meiotic recombination checkpoint signaling; protein phosphorylation. Gene Ontology annotation, cellular component: cytoplasm; nucleus. Gene Ontology annotation, molecular function: protein binding; protein serine/threonine kinase activity; ATP binding.